AAAUCAAAAAUAGUUGGAAAACUACAAUACCAAUUGCAUGUGCAAGUAUUAUAUUUCCUGUGGGAAUUGGUUGUGCAGUAGCCUUAUGGUUCUAUGAUAUGAAUUCAAAUUUUCAAUCGAAUAAAAUCGCAUUUAUUCUAUUUGUUGCAUCUGGUUUUGGUUUUUCUGCUUUUCCUGUUCUUGCUACAUUGCUCAAUUCAAAUGGUUUAUUGAAUAAACCAAUUGGUGUUCAAACAAUUUCUUUGGCUGCUGUUGAAGAUAUUUCUGUAUGGGUUAUUCUAGCGAUUGCUAGUGCUUUUUCAUCAGGCGAUUCAGCGCUUCAUGGUCUUUACACUUUAUUGCUUACAAUAGCAUUUAUUGCGAUUAUGGUUUUUAUCAUUCGACCCAUUCUUAAGAGGCUUCAUGGCUUUUAUUUACGUCGUAAUGAUGAUACCAAUGUUUACUUAGUUGUGAUAUGUUUUUUAUUACUUGUUGCUGCUGCAUUUACAACAGAAGUUAUGGGCAAUGGUCUAUGUCUUCCAAGAAAAGGAGAAUUAACUAACUUUUUGGGUCUACGUAUUGAACUUAUCAUUGUUGAAUUUUUUUUACCUCUUUACUUUGCUAAUAGUGGUCUUCGUACACGUUUAGAUUUACUUACUACAGGUCAAUCGUGGUGGACACUCGUUGUUCUUAUCUUUCUUGCUUCCAUUGCUAAAAUACUUCCUGUAGCACUGAUGUCAAAGCUUUGUACAAAAAAAUCAUGGUCUUAUUGUUCAUCAAUGGGUGUACUUAUGAAUACACGUGGUAUUGUACAAUUAGUUGUUUUAAAUAUUGGUGUUGAACUUAAAGUUAUUUCACCAAUUAUUUUUGCUAUAUUCGUUUUGAUGGCUACUGUUUUAACAUUUUUAACAUCACCAAUAGUAUAUUUACUUUAUCGACGAGGUUCUGAUAAGGAAAAAUUAUCUAUGGACGAUGUUACCGAAGAAUUAGAUGCAGUUAGAGAAGGUUAUAAUAAUAUGGUUGAAUGUGAAAGUACUAUUUACACAAUUUCAAAUGGUGAAAGAAUUAAUAUUAAAUUGAAUUCUUCACAAGUUAAUUCAAAUGCAAAUCGAGAUCAGUCUGAAGUCAUUGGCAAUAUUGUAGAAAUGCCAACAUGUCCUAGACGAGUUCUUAAUAUGACACGAUUUUAA
Rotaria sordida is the source of this 1169-nucleotide messenger RNA. Lineage: Eukaryota; Metazoa; Rotifera; Eurotatoria; Philodinida; Philodinidae. The record is from the annotation of a GenBank genome assembly.